AUGACUCAGACAGAAGGUACAAUGCAUUCAAAGCAGUUUAGUCCAUCAAACUCCGGUGCAUAUCUUGUUCUCAAACGGGUCGGGUUUUUAUUGUCUCCGCCGGGCAUUAAUGUUUUCGGAUCUUUGACGGUGGUUUUGGAUGAAGAAGUUGCUUCUUCAUUGGACUUUGGAUUUGAAUCCUUUACCGGGCCCGAACCAAAGGAGAAGCUCCAUUUCUUGCCUUGCGAGAUAUCGAAGGGGCUGAACAUAGACAUAAACAUGUUUCUUGUGUCGUGA
This is a messenger RNA of Vicia faba (fava bean), 276 nucleotides long. The record is from the annotation of a GenBank genome assembly. NCBI's taxonomy places the organism in Eukaryota, Viridiplantae, Streptophyta, Magnoliopsida, Fabales, Fabaceae.